Messenger RNA from Malus domestica (apple), 1353 nucleotides. Its product is annotated as probable O-methyltransferase 3. Lineage: Eukaryota; Viridiplantae; Streptophyta; Magnoliopsida; Rosales; Rosaceae. The record is from RefSeq and is a predicted model, not a curated record. Gene Ontology annotation, biological process: methylation. Gene Ontology annotation, molecular function: protein dimerization activity; S-adenosylmethionine-dependent methyltransferase activity; O-methyltransferase activity.
UUCAAUUUAGUUAUGGAGGGAGAUGAAGCAAGAGAUUUGUUUGGAGCACAGUCCCAUUUGUACAAGCAUGUAUUCAGCUUCAUAACUUCUAUGUCACUCAAGUGUGUAGUGCAGCUCGGCAUACCGGACAUAAUUGACCGCCACGGACAACCCAUUACUCUACCUGACUUGGUCACAGCACUUCAGAUCCACCCGGCUAAAACCGGUAACGUGCACCGGCUCAUGCGCCUCAUGGUGCACUCCGGCUUCUUUGCACGAAAACAAGUUCCUAAAAAUCAUGUAGAAGCAGAUGAAGGAGAAGAAGAGGCGUAUGAUCUCACACCGUCUUCUACGCUCCUCCUGAAAGACAAAGUACCCAGCUUGUCUUCGUUCGUUCUGGGGAUGCUCGAUCCAGCUUCCGCAGCACCGUGGCAGUUCCUCGGAAACUGGUUCCGAGGAACCGAGGUCACGCCUUUCGAGAGCGCUCAUGGGAUGGGGUUUUGGGAAUACGCGGAAGGAAACCCCGAAUUCAACAGUCUUUUCAAUAAGGCAAUGGCUAGUGAUUCUGGAAUGAUGAACUUGGUGAUUAGAGAUUGCAAGCCAAUCUUUGAUGGGUUGAGUUCAUUGGUUGAUGUUGGUGGUGGGACUGGAAAAGUUGCUAGGAUUCUCUGUGACGCUUUCCCUCAACUGAAAUGCACAGUUCUUGAACUUCCACACGUUGUCGCUGAUUUGCCAGACUGUGAAAAUUUGAAGUUUGUUCGAGGAGACAUGUUCCAGGGUAUCCCUCCAGCGGAUGCUGUUUUCCUCAAGCUGAUUUUGCAUGAUCUGAGCGAUGAGGAAUGCUUGAAGGUUUUGAAGAAAUGCAGGGAGGCAAUUGCAAGCAAUGGCCAAGGGAAAGUUAUAAUCAUAGACAUAGUGAUGAACGAAGAGAAAGAUGAGCAUGAAAUAACCGAAGCAAAGCUCUUGUUUGAUCUGCUGAUGAUGGUUGUGAUCACUGGAAGAGAGAGGAGCGAGAAAGACUGGAAAAAGCUCUUCCUGGAGGCUGGUUUCAGCAGCUAUAAGGUGACACCAAUAUUUGGUUUGAGAUCCCUCAUUGAAGUUUUUCUUUAGAAAGUUAGAAGCAACCAUGUAAUAUAUAUGAUUUAUGUGGAUGCUGAUUGCUGAAUAAGUACUGUCAAAAUGCAUACCAUAUGAUUAUGGACCAGUUUGGGAUUGAUGUGCUUUUUUGUUAAAGCUGCUUAUGCUAUAUUUUAAGAAUAAUUAGCUGCAAAAUAAAGUUGUUGAGCAUUUGAUAAACUGUAUUCAUAAAAGUGUUGUGAGUAUGAAAACAGUGUAAAAGUGUUUGAUCAAUUUUAAUGUAAAAUUGAUAUAAAA